Messenger RNA from Nakaseomyces glabratus, 1134 nucleotides. It is a transcript of the gene PAN5, whose product is annotated as 2-dehydropantoate 2-reductase PAN5. Gene Ontology annotation, molecular function: NADP binding; 2-dehydropantoate 2-reductase activity. Lineage: Eukaryota; Fungi; Ascomycota; Saccharomycetes; Saccharomycetales; Saccharomycetaceae. The record is from RefSeq and is a predicted model, not a curated record. Gene Ontology annotation, cellular component: mitochondrion; cytoplasm. Gene Ontology annotation, biological process: pantothenate biosynthetic process.
AUGACCGCUGCUGUAAGACCCGUUGUUCAUAUUGUCGGACUUGGUGCUGUUGGUACCGUUUUAGCUGUUGAUCUUCUGAGAUUCACGAACGUUUCUUUGGUACCUCUUUUCAGAUCUCAAGCCAAGCUUGAUUAUUUUAGAAAUGAUUGCAAGAGCACUUUUGGAAUCCGUAAGUUAUAUGAGGAAAACACCCCGGUGUACAAGUAUAAGAUCGAGAAUAGUGAAUGUCCUACUACGUUCCCAGGUGGUAAGAUAUCUAACUUGAUAGUCACUACCAAGACAUACCAAACAAAGGAGGCCAUCUCGCCAUAUUUGCCAUAUAUUGACUCCAACACCAAUAUUAUCUUAAUUCAAAAUGGUCUCGGUGUGUUGGAAGUGUUGAGAGAUGAUAUUUUCAAGAACAGUAGCCAGAGACCACAUCUAUUCCAAGGUGUUAUCUCGCAUGGUAUAUUUCAGGAUGAGGGUUUCAUUUACAACCAUGCUGGCUGGGUUGGUAUGAAGAUUGCAAGAUUGCCAUGGACCGAUAAUGAGAUGAUCCAAACCUCGCAGUCUGUUCAAAAUGAUGAACAGAACGAACUGAUUGGUCUUUUAACUCAGAAAAUACUAGCUAAGGAGUUUGGGAUUGAACACAUGUCCUACCAAGAACUUCUUCUAGGGCAAUUGCACAAGUUCUUAGUUAACGCAUGUAUGAACCCUGUCACAGCCAUUGUCGACUGUGUUAAUGGAGAAAUGAUAGAUGAUUGCCCACCAGUAUUUAAGUCUAUUGUUGAUGAAUGUCUGGAUGUACUAAGAGUCGCAUAUAAACCAUUAUUUGACUAUGAAGAGACUUACAAAGGUAAAACUGAGUAUCCAAGUCUGUCUGUAAAUGAUACAUUGGAACCAAAACAAUUAGUAAAGGAUAUAAUAAGGGUUGGUUGUGAUUUAAACGCAAAGAACAGUACUUCUAUGAGACAAGACACUCUCUAUUUGAGAGAAACAGAGAUCAAUUAUAUUAACGGUUACAUUGUGCAAUUGGCACAGACACACAACUUGGGACCUAAUGCUUGUAAAGUGAACAAGACUAUCACUGAACUGGUGAAUCUGAGAUCAGGUCUAAAUAAGACAAGAGCAGAAAAAGGUGACUGGAGAAAAUAG